This is a messenger RNA of Magallana angulata, 5410 nucleotides long. RefSeq lists its product as uncharacterized. Gene Ontology annotation, molecular function: DNA binding. The record is from RefSeq and is a predicted model, not a curated record. Bases 973 to 2100 code for a protein of 375 amino acids. Lineage: Eukaryota; Metazoa; Mollusca; Bivalvia; Ostreida; Ostreidae. The transcript has 2 exons. Gene Ontology annotation, biological process: DNA recombination; DNA integration.
ACAUUUUUGAGGACUUGCGUAGUUUUUUGUUGUACAUCACCGUUUUUAUCCGGUCUUAAAGAUUUUCUAUUACCGUAUGCAAAUUCUAUGACCGAUCAGCCAAUCAGAAAGCCGCACACUCUGGGGCUAUUUUUACAUUCUUUGUUUAUGCUAGGGGAAGCUGCACCGAUAUUUUUGAUCGUUCAAGACAGAGCUUUAAUUUUAUUUCCAUGCUUGUGCAUGGGUGGAAUUUGAGUUAUACUUAGACACUAUCUAUCUGGAUACAGUAUUCAUUCGUCCUUCGGGACUUUCAGGUCAGUAUUUUUGACUCUUUUACUCGUUCCAACAACUAGGCGUGUGUUUACGUCUUUUACCAAGAUGGCGGGAACACCGAGGGCGAAUGGUAGAGACCCCCUGCGUGUAACUUUGGUGGGUCAUUCCUUCAUACGUCGCCUCAGAGAUUUCAUGAACAAUAGUCCUGAGGACAACAAUCUACGUUUAAAUCGGGAUCAAUAUUAUGUAACUUGUGUGGCAAGAGGAGGUUUGACAAUUUCUAGACUUUGUGCACUACGUGAGUUUACCUAUUUUGUUGCGCGACCCAACAUUGUGUUCAUUCAAAUUGGAGGAAAUGACCUGUGCUGCAGCUUCCCUAACAUACCCAAAUUGGUGCAAGAAAUCCUUUCGUAUGCGCAAUAUUUGUUGCACGGUUGUAACGUACAACAUGUAGUGAUUGGACAAAUUCUCAGGCGCAAUUCCCAACGCGUGUCAGCAGCAUUCAACUCGGAGGUGAUUUCUCUGAACCUUCAACUCGCUUCGGCGUGUGCAUUACAUGAAAACAUUUCCUUUUGGAAGCACCGAGGUUUUUGGGCGUCCCUUGAUUUCCUGUCUUCCGACGGAGUGCAUAUUCGUGAAGACAUGAAUGGGAAAUACUCCAGAAAGUAUCUACAAAGCAUUAAAUCUGCUAUUCUGCAUGUUACCCAAUACUUUUAGACAAUGCCUCCCAAAAGAAGUAGACGACCUGUUUUAUCAACAACAUCACCACCUCCUGAGACUGAUCCACCCUCUAAACGACAGAAGAAGGGAAGUCAAAGUCAAAGUUUAACAAUUGAUUAUGAUCUGUUCGCCGACGCGAUCCUGAAGAAACAAAACCAAUUCAACCCAAACCCAUCAACCACAGUACAUCACAAUGUGCCACCACCAGUCACUGAACAAAUCAGCACAUCCUCAGUAGUGCCAAGCGGAAAUGCAUGUGAACAGAAUCACCCAUCUGCAGUGUUAAGCCAAAAUGACACCAUCCCAGCAAGUCAAACUGUGUCACUACAGGUAUCAUCGGAGCCUAACCAACAACCCUGCCCUCAACCCUCCGUAGAGCCAGACACACUAUCAGUCCCUGCAGUGCUAAAUACUUUAUUUGGAGGUGAGUCAGCAACCAACCAUGACCCCCAACCCUUAAAUUUCUCCAACAAUAUUCCCCUGGGGGCCACUGUGUCAGCUAAACUUAAGCAAAAAAUUUGGGACAACUCAUAUUUUGAUAUUCGGCUGUUGCUCCCCAAUCAACAAGAUGACAAUUUUUCUGUGUCAGUUGAAAGAGGGGCAAUCAAUUUCCAACAAGGUAAAUUUCAAAAAUUUCCCAUUUCCAUUAACCAAUGGACAUCAGCAUUUCUCAUAUAUGCAUCCAUCUUCAUUCAGAAAACACCUUCUGAUGCAGCUCAUCUCUUUAAAUACAUCUACAUGAUCAGAGACAUGAGUUUUACCACCAAGACCGACUCCUGGCGGUAUUAUGAUGAAGAGUUUCGUAAAUUACGACAGUCUGUCCCUUUGCCUUGGCAAGAGCCAUUACAGGAGUUAGUUAUGAGGGCAAAUCUUCAACCCUUUAAAUUUCGUCCCUCAAACCAGUCCUUUCUUGCAAAAUCCAAAUCCAACAACUUUCCAACCUCCAAAGCAAAAUUUUGCUACUCAUUCAAUCAAGGACAGGCAUGUAGAUCUGACCCAUGCACCUACAAGCAUGCCUGUCAGUACUGUAAAGAGCAGCACCCUCGGUUCAAGUGCCCCAAACUCCCCUCAAAUGAGGAACGAUUACCCUCAAAAAAUCCCCACUCCAGUAAAGCCAGAAAUUCUUAAAGCAUACUUAGAGGGUUAUGAGCAAGACUUAGCAAACUACCUCAUUUCAGGUUUUACUUAUGGUUUUCAGUUAGGCUGCCUUAAUACCCCUUCUUCAACCCCUUCCAAAAACCAUGGGUCAACUAAUAAACAUCCUGAAAUUGUUCUUAACAAAAUUAAGAAAGAACAAAGUUAUGGUAGAAUAUCCGAGGCAUCUACAAAUCCCCAAUACCCUAAUCUGGUCAUCUCCCCUCUGGGAGUGGUCCCUAAAAAAGCUCAAGGCCAAUUUCGUUUGAUUCAUGAUUUAUCCUAUCCUGAAAAUAACUCUGUUAAUUCUCAAAUACCUGCAGUUAACAGCCAGGUCUCCUAUGACUCAAUCGACACGGUUAUAAACCUUGUCAAACAGUUUGGUAGUGGAGCUUUGAUGGCAAAGUGUGACAUUCAGGAUGGAUUUAGGAAUAUUCCCAUACACCCCGAUGACUAUCAUUUACUGGGUUUUAUGUGGGAUAAUUUGUAUUAUUAUGACAAGUGUCUCCCUAUGGGUGCCAGUAGCUCAUGUCAGAUUUUUGAAAAACUAAGCAGUUCUUUACAGUGGAUUAUGCUCAACAAAUUUUUUGCCAAAGGCAUGUCUCACAUGAUUGAUGAUUUUUUCUUUAUUGGCCCUUCUGCAUCCAAAAGCUGUUUUCAUGAUUUAAACAAUUUCAUUACUCUUUGUGACAAAAUAGGAGUCCCUUUGAACCCAGAUAAAACUUGUCUCCCAACCACAAAUAUUAUCAUUUAUGGUAUUGAAGUUGACUCUAUUGCAAUGGAAUGUCGUUUACCAAAUGAUAAAGUAUUGAAAAUUCAAACCCAUUUAGCAAACAUGUCUCAUCGUAAAAAGGUCACUUUGCAUGACCUGCAAUCUCUCAUUGGUUUGCUCAAUUUUGCAUGUGUAGUCAUUGCACCUGGUAGGGCUUUUCUACGCAGGUUAAUAGACCUGACUGUAAAAGUUACCAAUCCUCGGCAUUUCAUCCGCCUCACAUGUGAAGCCAGAGCAGACAUUCAAUGUUGGCUUCAGUUCAUUUCACAUUUUAAUGGCAAGUCUGUUUUUCUGAAUGACACAUGGUCCUCUUCUGACCAUCUUACAUUGCAUACGGAUGCUGCAUCUACAAAAGGUUAUGCAGCCAUUUUAGGUUCAACUUGGUUUGCAUCUGAAUGGUUAGAACCAUUCAAACAGUUUCACAUCACUGUUUUAGAACUUUUCCCGAUUGUGCUAGCUCUUGAGAUGUGGGGUUCCCAAUUUCAAAACCACAAAAUUUUAUUUCUCACUGACAAUGAAGCAGUGGUGGCAAUUAUCAAUAAAACUUCAAGUAAAGACAAGACAAUCAUGAAGUUAGUAAGGAGAUUAGUUAUUUCUUGUUUACAAAAUAACAUUUUUUUCAAAGCAAAACAUGUCCCUGGAAAAUUCAAUGUUUUAGCUGACAGAUUGUCUCGCCUCGAAUUUCAGGAAGCACUAACUCUUGCACCAUGGCUGAACAAAACACCAGUGCAAAUUCCAGCCAACCUACUUCACAUUUGAGUACCACAGCCCUAGCUUUGCUUCAUUCCUCACUUUCAGAGUCAACCAAGGCUUCAUAUAAGCGCAGCAGGAUGCUUUUUCAACAGUUUUGUUUACAAGGAAAUGUAAGCAAUAAAUUACCAAUAUCUGAAAUUACUCUUUGCAAUUUUAUUGCUUAUCUUUUUGAACAAAACUAUAGCCCAUCUUCGAUUACCUCCAUGGUGUCAGCUAUUAGCUAUGUUCACAAAAUUUUUAACAUACAAGACCAUUCCCAAUCAUUUUUGGUCAGAAAAAUUAUUUUUGGGGCGAACAAGUCAGCAAAAGCACCUGAUUACAGACUUCCGAUCACAUCUUCAAUUUUAGUCAAACUAGUCAAUGCCCUGCAAUUUACUAUUCCAAAUUUUUUCAAUAGACUCUUGCUACAAUGUCUUUUUUCUGUAGCUUUUCAUGGGUUUUUUCGCAUGGGGGAACUGAUUGCUAAAACAUCAUCAAAUCAUGCAUGCAUAAUUCAACGGAAAGAUGUUAGUUUCAAUGGAAACUCUUCAGUUGAAUUAAUAUUGCGACAUUCAAAAACCAUGCAUAAUACCCACCCUAUAACCAUAUCUCUCUCUAAAGUCUCCCCACCACAAGUUUGCCCAGUCACAACCCUCCAACUAUAUUUGUCUGCUCACAAACACAGAAAUGGACCCUUAUUUCAAUUUCAUUCAGGUUCCCCAGUAUCUUAUCAAUUUGUUUCAACUAACCUUCAAAACACUGUGAAGUUUAUAAGGCUUAAUUCACAAUGGUACAAAGGUCACAGUUUUCGAAUAGGGGCAGCCACUGAGGCAGCUAAGCGAGGACUUUCACAAAUUGAAAUUCAAAAACUUGGUAGGUGAAAAUCAGAUGCUGUACAAAAAUAUAUUCGCAUUAAUUCCCUACUUUGUUAGUUUCCUUGUCCUAUUCCAGUGUUCAUUUAGGUUGCUGACUUGCCGUCCAAUCCAUUUGUGUAUUGUGUUUUUGAUGUUCAGCAUUUGUCUGCAUCAAAGUAUUUGACUUGUCUUUACCUCAAUUAUGUAUUUUUCAAUCCAUUGUAGUUCCUGUUUUAUUUUUCUCAGUUUGCAUAUCAUGUCCAGCAAUUGUCUGCAUCCAACUAUUGACUUGUUUUUACCUUAGUUGUGUGUCUAUCAGUUCAAUACAGCUGGUUUUUUUUUUAUUAUCUAUGUUUAUAUAUCAUGUUCAGCAAUUGUCUGCAUCAGAUUUCAGGUUAUAAUAUCUGUGCUUAGUUGUAAGCCUACUCCACAAUUUUUAAGAAAUAUAUAAUUUGAUUACAACUUGAUGUUUUAAUCAUUUUUCCUGAUGGCUAGGAAACGAUAUAUUUUAUAUUCCUUUCAAUUUUGAUGUAUGCCAUUGUUGUAUUUUGCUUUCCAUCGUGCAUUGCUUUCCAUGAAUGUCAGGUUCAGCGAUUGGCUGUCUGGCUUUGUUACUCUUAUAUAUUUUUUGGUGCUUUAUUGUAUUAACUUUUUACAAUGGUACUCAAUAUUUUACCAAGGCAACAUUUUGAGUGGUGCUUCAACCUUUCAGGUUGAUGGCCUUUUUUAUGCACCACUUUUGUUUCCAUUGUAUUUCAUUAAUGGUAGUUUUUUAGCAUGUGAACUAGUUUUAGCAAUUUUGCGGCUGGGAGUCCCCUAUUGUUUUUUACUCUCCAAGUUGUUUUCUAGUCAAAUGUUCGGGGAUCUUCCAGCCGCUUUUGUUUAUGUUUAUAUGUUCUAUAAUUUUGCGUCAUUUUUUAAUAAAUGACAAAAUUUUAACAAUCAA